AUGACCUCCUAUCUCAUAACCGGCGCCUCGCGUGGCCUCGGGCUAGCCAUAGCCACGGAACUGGCUGCAUUGCCUGAGUCCGAAGCCAGCAUCAUAUUCGCUACAACGCGCCAGCAUAACCCUGGCAGUCUGAAGGAUCUUGCCGUAUCUACAUCCGGCCGCGUUGUACCAGUCCAGUUGGAUCCCAAUGAUCCCGAGAGCCUCAGUGCUGCGGUAAAACUGGUUGAAGAUCGCCUACAGGGUAAGGGGUUGGAUGUUCUCGUCAACAAUGCCGGAACGCAGCCAGUGACGGAUGGAAAGGUUGAGAUGGCGGACGACCUCACCGAGACAUUCCAUGUUAAUGUCACCUUAACCCACUACGUCACGCGGGCAUUCUUGCCUUUGCUGCGGAAGGGCGAGCACAAGAUGAUUUCCAACAUUUCCAGCACCGUCGGCUCGAUAGCACAAGCUCCCAAGUACCAGAUGAGCCCGACACAUGCGUACAAAGUGUCCAAAGCGGCCAUGAACAUGUUAACCAUACAGUACGCAUUGCAAUACGCUGAUGAAGGGUUCUCGGUGUUUGCCAUUAGUCCAGGCUGGCUGAAGACGGAGCUCGGCGGCAGCUACGCAGACUUGCCUGUUGAGGUUGGUGCAAAGGAAGUCGUCAGAUAUAUUAGGAGUGGUGGGCGUGAUCUCAAUGGGCGGUUCCUGAAUAUCCAUGUCCCGGGAUGGGAGAACGCGCCCGGGCCGAAUCAGUACGAUGGGAAGGACGUACCUUGGUAG
Messenger RNA from Aspergillus mulundensis, 762 nucleotides. RefSeq lists its product as uncharacterized. The record is from RefSeq and is a predicted model, not a curated record. Lineage: Eukaryota; Fungi; Ascomycota; Eurotiomycetes; Eurotiales; Aspergillaceae. The transcript is spliced from 4 exons. The coding region runs from base 1 to 762 and encodes 253 amino acids.